AUGACCACCGUCAAUCAACUACGAGAGAAAAUCGUACAAGAAGCGGAGGAGAGCACGGCAAGCUACAAGCACCAAAUGAAUCAGAUGAGAAGUGAUAGAAUCGAAGAAAGCGCCCGCAUUGAGAAAGAAAGAGGCGAAUACGAGGCUGCGAGAUACGGCUUCGCCAAACUGCAGGAGGAGAAGGAUGCUCUCAAGCAGAAUGUUGCAGCUGCCAAGCUAAGUCUAGAGACGCAGGAAAGAGACUUCAGCAUGAAUUUGCAGCAGAAGCAGAAAGAGAUGGAGGGAAUCUAUUCCCUGUGGACAGACACUGAAGCGCGGCGAAAGAGUGCCGCGGAUGAAGCCGUGGAGGUUCGACGACAGCUUCGAGCCUCAGAAGAUGAAGCCAGCAGGAUACGGCAAGCCAUGUCGGACCAGAUCGAAUCUUUGCAGAAGGAGCUGGAAUUUUCCAAACAGCAGGCAGAUGGAAAAGCAACUCCAUCAGGUGGCAGGGAUGACGAAAGCUUCACAGAAGGAGACGACGUCAUGAUGAGCCAGAAUGCCGGUAGCUCGCUGAGUGUUAGCAGCGCUCAAGAUGCAACGAGCGACACUGGCACAGGAAAAAACGCAGCCAAGAGAUUGAAAGAUAUGAGACACAACUCCGCGCAGUUUAUGGCCGGUAUUGGUUUGAAGAAGAGAGGGAGCCCCAAGCCGGAUGGCCAGAAGUAG
Colletotrichum scovillei is the source of this 705-nucleotide messenger RNA. RefSeq lists its product as uncharacterized. Lineage: Eukaryota; Fungi; Ascomycota; Sordariomycetes; Glomerellales; Glomerellaceae. Bases 1 to 705 code for a protein of 234 amino acids. The transcript is spliced from 2 exons. The record is from RefSeq and is a predicted model, not a curated record.